AACCUUAUUUGAUGGGGUUUGAAUAGAAAAUAAAAACCAUAUGCAACAAUAUAUCAGCAUUUUCAUUAUGUAGCUUUCUAUGCAAGAAAGCUGCUUUUUUCUUUCUACUUCACAUGUUAUUAAUUUCCUGUAGUGAUAUUCCACUACAGGAGCUCUUUAAACUUAUUAAUUGCCUGUAUUUCUCUCUGUAUAAAUGCAGACAAGUCUUUUUCGUUGUUGUUUGUCUGUGGGAGAGAAUAUUAAAAGAUAGUGAGGAUAAUGACCCCAAGCAAAUAUUCAAGGGACUGGGCUGAAUUUGUUGCACUACUACUGUGAUGUGAUAACAAUUAUGAUUUUGUUUCCAGUGUGGGAGGGUGGGCUGUAUAUGAAAGCUGCAGAAUGCACCUCUUCCUAGUCCGUCCCCCACAAAUCUUGUGUCGAGUGGAAUGGAGACCACAGGAGAACAUGCAGACCAGCAUGAAAUAGCCUCCCACUGGUCAACCAGUCAUACCAUGUUUGUAGGUGAAGUGCAGUAGCAGUUGCAUCAAGGAAUGUUAAUAUUUCAUUGUAAGUCAAUUAAAAUUUAAUUUAAUUUCUAAGUUCAGAGGAUUUAAAACCAGCAUAAUGAACUGGAAUAAAAUGUAAAGUCCUCUAGUAUCUAUUCUCUCUCAUCUUCUCGUCCUCACACACCUGCCUUCCCUCCAGGGUUUGCUUACUCACUGCCGACCUCUCUCCCAGACAGCUCUGCUCUGUCCAGAGGAAUGUUGAUUUGCUUGCAAGGAAACGUCUCUUCAUUCUCAGCCUGCCCUUUAUCUUAUGGAAACCUGGCUCUCAUCUAGAACACUGCUUUGCUUCCUUUACAGUUCUGCCCAGAGCAGAGUGCUCAUUCUUCCAUGAACCUUCCACGAGCUCCUCUAGAGAUGGGAGGAGGAGGGCUGACCUUCUUAAGCUGCAUGUCGCGGCUCCUACACCAGUCACCUCCCAGCCCAGGCUGGCUUCGUGGGCAUCUGUCCAGUGCAGUCACACGGGGCCCCGUGCUGCACAGAAGUGUCCCGUGCUUGGGGGUUUAUGCUCUGCAGUGGUCAUCUUGAAACUCUUGAUUAUUAUGAGCUGAAUUGUUAUGUCCCCCCCAAAAUUCAUAUUUUGAAGUCCUAACCCUCAAUAACUCAGAAUGUGACUAUAUUUGAAAAUAGGAUCCUUUAAAGACCUUUUACUUAAUAAGAUUAAAUGACAUUAUUGGGGUGGGCCCUAGUCCAAUAGGAUUGGUAAGAAAAGGUGCCUAAUCUUAUAAGAUUCAUGAUAAGAAGAGGAGAUAAGAACACAGACACAGAGGAAAGUGUAUGUCAAGACAAAGGGAGAAAACGGUCCCCUUUAAGCCAAGGAGAGAGGCCUCAGGAGAAACUAAACCUGCCAAUAUCUUGAUCUCAAGCUUCUGGCUUCCAGAAAUAUGAUGAUAUAAAUGUCUGUUGUUCAAACCGUUCAGUCGGUAGCUCUUUGUUACAGCAGGCCUAGCAGACUAACGUAACAGUUUUACCUUUUAAUUCGUAUUUUCUAAGUGAGGUCCUAUGGAACAGUGGCACCUGCAGCAGGGGCUUGGAGCUCGGGCUCACAGUGGGUUCCACCUCCCACCGCCUCCCACCGCCUCCCAUGCUCCCCUUCCCCAACUCCCAGCACCCUGGGGCCCACCCAGCCUUCCCCUUUCUGUCCCCUUCUUGGGACAGUGAUUGGGUCAUGUCAGCGGAGUAAGCCUAUGUGUGUCCCGCUGCUGCCCUCUGCCCCUGGCGAGGGACUGGAUGCAGGCACAGGCAGGGUCAAAGUCAGGGGAACACCACCCUGUGCCGUCUUCAGGGAGGGCAUGGAAGCACCAUCUCCUCUCCAGGCUGGCAGUGCCACUCUGUGUGUUUGAGUCUCCUGCCCACCCUAAUCCAGGCACCAAGUAUGGGGGUGUUCCUUCACGGCUGCCCUUCUGCUCUGGCUUGGGGUGGUGGGCUGAUUUCUUUGCCUUCGGCUGGGGUGCAGCAUCUCAGGGAAGGUUGGAAGCUGGUGGGCCAUGCCCUGAGUCAUUGGACAGAGCCCCCCAGGUGUCUGUAAGGGUCUGCACUCUGCAGGAUUUCCCUGUGUCCAAGGAAUCAAGACAUGAAAUAGUAAUAAAAACACCAUGACAGGUCAAGAGAGAGCAACUGCAGGAAAAAGAGAAUUUUUUUUUUUUUAUAUUUCAGUACCAUUAACAGCACUAUAUUUGAACAAAGGCCUUCACAUUUUCAUUUUGUACAGGGCCCCACAAAUUGUAUAGCUAGCUCUGCCCAGCCCCCCACACAAAAAGUCAGAACUUUUAGGGCUCAUACAGUCUGGCUAUUUCACCCUCUCCUCAAUUCUCUUGCUUCUGUAUAUAAAAUUUACUUCCUUGGUGUAUGCUCAGGCCACCCAAGAUGGCUGUCCACUUGCUCUCUGUACCUCCCCUGCUCGACCAGCUCCUGCUUCACCUGCACCUACUCACAGGACUGACCUUCCUACUUACUUGCCCCAGGCCACAGCUAGUGGUUGUUCUAACCUUUCAAUCAGAACAUCUCCACCAUGGUAGCUUAUCAAAGGGGCAGUGAGGGGCAAGCCCGGCUGCUAGUUUCCCUGGUAACCAGACAACCUGAAGUCAAUUCUCUCUGUAACUGGUAACCCCCACCUCCCAAACCCCUCGCCCCCAGUGAAGAUUGCCACCAUGUCCUGCCUGCCACCUGCUGCACAUGGUGCUGUGUCGCUGCAGGAUUUUGCUUCAGAUGUGUAAGAUCCCCACCUCCGAAGGCCACUAAACCAUUGAUGCCUCUGUCUUGAAGCUCGGCAAGUACAGGCCUUGCAGGCCUGCGGGGCACAGCCCAACACUCGGCUAGUAUCUUUAUUCCUGCUUCUAGCUAUCAUGGUGUGGUAAUCCACUGCUAACGUGUGGCACCCAUCUACACCUAGCUCUCUAUUUCACUGAUCUUCACAUUCGGUCUAGGGGAAGGAAUUCGCCCACCCUGUGCUUUGCAUCACCCAGCUGCUCCACCUCUCAACAUCAGCGUCAUGAUUUGAUCCCUAAACUUCGGGGCAAAUCAACUAGCUGGGUGAUAACUGCUGUAUCUGAGCCUCAGCUGCUUCACCUGCAAAAUGAAGUAAUGUUAACUUACUAGGGUUGCUAUACGGUUAAGUAAAAUAUCCAGGAUGUGCUUUGCAUGGUGCCUGGAGCACAGGUGUUCUCACUAAAUGGCUAGCGUUUCCCCCUCGGAUCACACAUGCCUAUCUUGCCGGCUCUCACUGGCUUACUCCGGUCAAACUGCCUGCAACACCGAGAUCUCCAGACUCUCAGUUUCUCCCUUUUCUGUCAGUUUAUCAUGACCACUCCUCAUCCCCAGGCUUCCCUUCCCUUGAAAAAAAAUAUCGUGUCGGCAUUCUCGUCCUUUUCUGCUAUAUCUAAUCUGUGAAAAAAGGUCUGGCUCCUCCCCGGUGCCCCGUGAUCUGCUUUCUCUGCGCCUGCAGCCAGGUGAGCCCGGUCAAGGGCCCCGCGCCACCGCGCAGACGCGGGCCUGCGCACCAGCGGUCUCCGCUUCGGCCCGCCCCUCGUGCCGCGCGCCAUCUUCAGUGGGCUCGGGUCGUCCGUCCGUCACCUCCAGGCCCAGCAGCGCUUGUUGGAAGGCUUUUCUCCAAGCCACCUUUCCUGGCUUCUGAUUCUAAGCCACUGUCUUUGCUUCCUGCUUGCGAGGGAAGAAACAGGCAGCGAGCUUGCCUCCGCGCUCCUGACGGGCAGCCCGGCGUAUCCUGCGCUCCCCCCCCCUUCCUCCUCCUCCAUCUGUCUUCUUGGCCUGUUCCUUCUAUGCUCUGGACCCCCUUUCUCCCCUUUACUCGGUCAGUUAUACUUUGUACUUCACCUUCAGCCUCUUGCUGUGUCGGCUUCUCUUCAGCAUAGAAACUUGUUCAUACAUUUUCCCCCCAGUGUUUAGGGGGGAAACCCCUUAGACCAUGUCUUCUCUAACUUCCUGUUCUUCUCGGCCAGGCUCUUUGAUAAAUCAGAUUGCACUGGCUCGCUCCCUUCCUUUAUUUCCUGUUUGUUCCUCAGUUCCUUGAAGAGAGGGUUUGCCCUCCUUUCCACGAAAAAUUCUCUCGGACAAUCAGUGGCCUUCUAACCGCCAAUUCUGGUAAUCAACGUUGACUUCACACACUUGAUUCCUCUGUGGCGUCCGACAUUGGAAUUCUGCUUCCUUCUGGAAAGGUCCUCUCCCUCCCCCUCUCUCCCUCCCCCUCUCUCCCUCCUCUCCCCCUCUGUCUCCCCCCUCCCCGUCUCUCUGCCCCCUCUUCCAAGGUAUGCAUCUCUCCGUUAUAUUUCUACCAUUUUAUCCUCUCCCUCUCUGCUUUCCCCUUCUCCUCUCCCUUCUCCUCCCCCACCUCCCUGCUAUUCCCUCAGGUGUUGCCAUUCUGGGCUUCCACCUCUGCCCCUCUCACCACCUCUGCCCCUCUCACAGCCUCCCUUGAUGAAUUCACUUGCUCUCUUGGCUUUAACCACCCUCGAUUUUCUGAUGAGCCCACAGUGCUGGGCUCCAGGCCCACUGGACCAGAGUAGCAUGGUGGAUUCCACAUUGAUCAGUGACACCGCGUACCAGCUGAAUGGACUGGGAGCCAACUGGUUAACCCAGUUAACCCUCUUCACCGAUUUCGCCCACCCUUCUGGAAGCUGAAGGUCUUAGAGUCUCGGAGCUGAUUGGCUGAUCCUGACCGUCUACGCCUCCCGGGUUUUCCGGAAUUCGGGUUGAACUCAGGAGACUUGAGUAUGGCCUCUCUUAGUCAGCCCUUGCGCGAGCUACUGGGACCUCUGCUCCCACCCAAGGACGUGGUGGAGGCGGAAGAUGAUUAUCUGCCGGAGGAUGUGGAGGAGGAUGAAGACGUUGUGUUUGUGGACGCCGAGGAGCUCUGCAGUGGGGUCAUAAAGGCUGGCAGCCUCCCCGGGCGGCUCCGCGUUUCAAUUUUUGAUGAAAACACUAAAGAGCCAUGUAAAGUAUUUGGACGUUUUCCGCUAACGGGUGCUUGGUGGCGAGUGAAGGUUCAGGUGACGCCUGUAGGAUCAAGGAGCUAUCAGGUUCAAGGAUUUCCGUCUUACUUUUUACAGUCUGACAUGUCACCGCCAAAUCAAAUACAGAUCUGUUCCCUCUUUCUUAAAGACUGUAAUGUACCCGCUGAUAACAGAAUUAAAUUUUUAGCAUGGGUAAAUGAUGGAUCAAGCCAUAAAGACCUCAAGUUUGAAAAUCUUAGGGAAAUAUUAAGAACUUUCCAGAAGGAAAUUGGAAUGAACGGUCAAAAACAACCUACACAGAAAACACAGGAAGUGUCACCACCAGGUUACGCGAUGCCCUUUCCUCUGGAAAACACACUGCCAUUUAUAACUGUAAUGAGAGCUUUGCGGUUUCCAAAAAUUGUGGAAUUCCUUCCAGUUCUUCUGCCUCGACACUUUAAACGACUCAUAAGCUCAGAUUCUGAAGAGGUGUUGGAGAAGAUAGAAGAGAUUUUAGGUACACAGCCAUGGAAACUUGGAUUUCGUAAAAUAACCUACAGUGAACUGAAGAUUUUGCGAUGUGAGGCAAGUUGGACAUCAUUUUGUCAGUGCAAAUCUCUUCUUCAGUUGAUGACUGAUUUGGAGAAGAAUGCUUUAGUAAUAUAUUCUCAGCUGAAGCAGUUCUGCAGAGAACAUGGGCACACGUGUGUUGAGGAAGCUGACCUAACUUUACAGUUGUCAGACUGGAUGUCUUUUCAUGAUGCUUGGCAGUCUCUGAAGUUCUUGAAGGAUAUUGGGGUGGUGACGUACGAGAAGGGCUGUGUCUUUCUCUAUGACCUUUACUGGGCCGAAAGAGGCAUUGCGUCUUCCAUAUGUGACCUGAUGACAAGGCCACCGUGGCAUUUAAAUGUCGACGUCAAGAAGGUGCUUACAUCUAUUCACACCACAAGAUCCGAGAAUUCAGGAAGUGAUGAUACACUGAAUGAGGGUAAAUCUGAUGAAACAGGAUUAGAAGAUUUGGUGGACAUUCUGGACACUCAGGACAUUGGUGACCUUAUUUGGGAUAAUGGUGAAAAGGAAGUUGGUGCAGAAAUAAGUGAAGGUCAACUGGAUCUGGGUCAAGUGGCUGCUCUGGAGAUGAUUUGCACCAAUGCUGUGACAGUCAUAAGUGGGAAAGGUGGUUGUGGGAAGACCACAAUUGUUAGCCAGCUUUUUAAGCAUAUAGAGCUGUUGGAAGAAACAGAAGUGAAAAAAGCUUGUGAAGAUUUUGAACAAGACCAGGAUGCACCAGAAGAAUGGACUACCUUCAUUGAGCAAAGUCCGCCUAAGGCGGACAAGGCUAUAGAAGUUUUACUUACGGCACCUACAGGGAAAGCAGCUGGCUUACUGAGACAGAAGACUGGUUUUAACGCUUAUACACUAUGUCAGGUCAAUUAUAGCUUCUAUUUAUGGAAGAAAAAUACGACCAAGGAUAAGCCAUGGAAAUUUUCUUUGGUUAGAGUUCUGGUUGUGGAUGAAGGAAGUUUGGUGUCUGUAGGAAUCUUCAAGUCGGUUUUAAAUUUAUUGUGUGAGCACUCCAAGCUUUCAAAGCUUAUCAUCCUCGGUGAUAUUAGACAGUUACCCAGCAUUGAACCUGGUAACUUGCUGAAAGAUCUUUUUGAGACACUUAAGUCAAGGAAUUGUGCUAUUGAACUAAAGACCAACCAUAGAGCAGAAUCUGAACUAAUUGUGGACAAUGCUACAAGAAUCUCAAGACGCCAGUUUCCAACAUUUGAUGCAGAGCUGAAUAUCUCUGAUGAUGCAACGUUCCCUGCCUCAAUACAAGAUAAAUCAUUUGUUUUUGUCAGACUCCCAGAAGAAGAUUCCAGUUCUCAGUUCUCAAAAAGUGAUCAUCAAUCUUGUUUAUAUUCUGUGGUUAAAACUUUACUCAAAGAAGAGGACCUACAAGAUGCAAAAACAUCACAAUUUAUUGCUUUUAGAAGGCAGGACUGUAACGUGAUCAACGCCUGCUGUUGCGAGCACUACACCGACCAUCUAAUCAAAGACCAUCAGAACAGAGUUGAAUUUGGAGUUGGGGAUAAAAUUUGUUGCACCAGGAAUGCGUACCUCUCAGAGUUACUCCCUGACAGUACCUCCAACAGCCAGCAAGAGAGUGAACUAAAGGCCAGUGGCAAGGACUUUAAUGGUGCUCUUUGUGGUUUUGCUAAAAAUAAGCAUGACUUUGAAAGUGGACUUCGGCUCUGCAAUGGAGAAAUAUUUUUCAUAACAGGGGAUAAAAUUGAUGUAACCUUUGGAAAGAAAAGAUUUUUGACCAUUAAUAAUAUGGCUGGCUUGGAAGUAACGGUGGAUUUUGGGAAACUAAUGCAAUAUUGUCACAUAAAACAUGCAUGGGCAAGAACUAUUCACACUUUUCAGGGGUCCGAGGAGAAGACGGUGGUGUAUGUGGUUGGGAAGGCGGGCCGCCAGCACUGGCAGCACGUGUACACGGCAGUGACCAGGGGCCGCUGCCGAGUGUACGUCAUUGCAGAAGAGUCUCAGCUUCGGAGCGCAAUUAUGAGACACAGUGUUCCCAGAAAAACUCGUUUAAAGCAUUUUUUGCAAAACGAGCUUUCCAUGAGUGGUGCGUCUCCAGCAGAUUUUGUAUCCCCGCCAGAGAGCACUGGAGACAGCAGGAGACCCAGCACACAGCCGCCAGCACCCCCACUCCCUCCCAGCACGACUGCCGUGGUGACCAGUGACGUCCCCAGAAGCGGGGCCUCUGCGGCUGACGACAGGGUGUUGACCCCCACGGAAGGAUGGAAAUGCUCUUCACCCGAUGAAGUGGAUACAAAGGAGGAUCCAUCAAAACCGAGAGGGUCCAAAAGAUCAUGUUGCACGCAUGACGCUGAGAGUCCAAACAAAAUGCUUAUGGUGGAAGAAUCAUCUCCACAAGUGUCUUCUAAAUUUCAGAAUUUGAGACUAAAUAAUUUAACCCCCAGGCAACUUUUCAAACCUACAAAUAAUCAAGAAAGUUAAUUUUAUUUCAGACUGCUCAAAAUAAUUGUUUUUUUCCAUUCAACACAAAAUGAACAUCAUGGCUUCAAAGGAUCAAGAGAAAAGAGGAUGUCUUUUAACUGGAGUUUUAAGGCAUUUGUGUUAGCAGGUGUUUUCAAUUAAUUUCAUCAAAACCGUAAUUUCAGCAUCUGUCAUCAUGAGAACUGGUAACACUGGUCAUAUGUAUGAGGGAAAAAUGUUAUAUAUUUUUAAAACUCUGUACUUUAUAAAGUGUUUUAUUUUUAAAAUAAUGCCUUAUUAACUUCCAUCAUUGUCGGUGAUCUUUGCUAAUGCGUUGAAGCAAUGGUAAAGAUAAAAUCUAAUUGUUUCUCAAAUUGACACACAUUCUAGGACAUUGUGUCUUCUGCAAAGCGGCGUCUCACAAGGCUGCCACUUGCUCUGUCACUGCUGCCUGAGCCCACUGCACCUGGUACGUUUUCUUGGAAAUUCCUUCUGAGCUGGAAGCACACUGUGUUUUGUUUUUGUUUUGUUUUCUUAAUUUGAGAUAUUCCUGGCAUUACUGUUGUGUAAGUGUACGAUGUGCAUCCUGUUGAUGCAGUACUGCUGUACUGCAAUGUAAUUACCACGGUGGCCUUAGCUGGUGUCUGUCAGGUCACGUAAUCAUCAUUUCUUCUGAGAGUGCCUUGUUUUGAAGAUAUUCCACUUUGGGAUUUUUUUUUUUCUCUCACAGUGAUUUGAUUUUUGUUUUUUGAGUUUUAUUUAUUAUUAAAUGGUAAAAAGAAAACAAUUAGGAAAAAUUUACCUGUUAUCCCAAUGUUUUAAAAAUAGCCUUAGCGAGAUAUGAUUCACAUACAACUCACCCACUUACACAACUGCGUGCCUUUUAGUAAGUUCAGAGUUGUGCAGCCAACACAAUUGAUUUUAGGACAUUUUUAUCAUCCCCCAAAGAAAUCCUUUACCUCCUCACUCUAAUCCCGUUAUCCCCUCCAGCCCAGAACUGCUGACCUGCUUUGUCUCUGUUGAUUUGCCUCUUCCAGACAUUUCAUGUAAGUGGGUUCAUACAAUAUAUGAUCCCUUGUUACUGACUGCUUUGACGUCACAUGUUUUCAGACUUCAUGCUGAAACUUACAUAAAGCAGUGUUGCAUGUUAACAGUGCUUCAUCUUUUUUUUUCUAAGAUUAAAAAAAUAUAUAUGUACAAAGAGCUAGCACUAUUUCUUUUACUGGGUAGAUGUCUUGGAUAAUCCAGUCAAGGAGGAUCGCUCCGUCCAACUUGAUGAAGCCAUAUACCUCAUGUACUGAUGGAAAACUGGCGGCAUAUGUUGAGGUUGUUUUUCCAAAUCAGGCCAUGAUGGUUUGGGCUGAUGCGAUGAGAUCAGGAGCCUUGGCUGAAUUUUUGCAGGUGGCUCCAGUGUUGCUGCUGGUGGUCCAUGUUACUUUCAGUAGCACAGUGAGGCGGAAGGCCUCCGUCUCCUUUUAUUACCAGAUAUUCCAUUGUAUGGAUAUACUGCAUUGAAUUCAUCCAUUCAUCAGUUGAUGGACAUUUGGGUGGUUUCCACUUUUUGGCUAUCACAACUAAUGCUUCUGUGAACGUGUGUGUGCAAGCUUUUGUGUGGGUGUAUAUUUUCACUUCUUUCAGGUAUGUACCUGGGAGUGGAAUUGCUGGGUCAUAUGGUAACUAUAUUUAAUAUUUUGAGGAACUGCCAAACUGUUUUCCAAAGCAGCUGUACCAUUUUACAUUUACACCUGCAAGGUGUGAGGGUUCUAGUUUCUCCUUUCUCUCCAGCAUUUGUUAUUGUCUGACUUUAAUUGGAGCCAUGCUAGUGGGUAUGCAGUGACAUAUCGUUACGGUUUUGAUUUGCAUUUUCUCUCUUGGCUGAUGAUGUUGAUCAUCUUUUCAUGUGUUUAUUAGCCAUUUGUAUGUCUUCUUCAGAGAAAUGUUUAUUCAGAUGAUUUGUCCACUUAAAAAUUGGACAUGAUAUUUUUUUAUUGUGGAGCAUGUGUUCUUAUAUAUUCUACAGACACACAAAUCUCUUAUUAGAAACAUUAUUUGCAAAAUUUUUCCCAUUUUGUAGAUUUUAUUUUCACUUUCUUUGUGGUGUCUUUUGAAGCACAAGUUUUUAAUUGUGAUAAUGCCCAAAGUAUGUAUUUUUGUAGUUAAGGUUGCUUCUAUUUUUGGUGCUGUAUCUUGGAAACCAUUGCUUAUCCAAAGUCAUGAAGACUUACUCCUAUUUUUUCUUCUGAGAGUUUGAUAGUUCUAGGUCUUACAUUUAGCUCUUUGAUUCGUUUAUUUUUAUUUUUUUUAUUUUUUAUUUAUUUAUUUUUUUAGAGGUGGUACUGGGGAUUGAACCCAGGACCUCGUGCUAAGCACAUGCUGUACCACUUGAGUUAUACUCUCCCCACUCUUUGAUUCAUUUUGAGUUAAUUUUUUUAUGUGGUGAGGUAGUCGCCCAGCUCUGUUCUUUUGCAUGUGGAUAUCCAGUUGUUCCAGUUCCAUUUCUUGAAGAGACUAUUCUUUCCCCCAUUGAAUUGUCUUAGCAUCCUUUUCAAAAAAUCAGUUAUAAAUGUGAGGGUUUAUUUCUGGAUUCUCCCAUCUGUUCCAUUGGUCCAUACAUCUAUCCUUAUGCCAGUGCCAUGGGUCUUCAUGAGCUUUGCAGGUUUAAAAUCAAGAAAUGUGAGUCCUUCAAUUUAUUUUUCUCUUUCAGGAUUUCUUGGCUCUUCUGGGUCCCUUGCAUUUCCAUAUAAAUUUUAGGAUCAGCUUGUCAAUUUUGACAGGAGCCAGCUGGAAUUUUGAUGAUGUUUGUGUUGAAUCUGCGUAUCUGGGGAGAGCAAUAUUAACUUCCAUAAACAUGGAUGUCUUUCUGUUUAUGUCUUCUCUUAUUUCUUUCAACAGUGCUUUGUAGCUUCAGAAUAUAAGUUUCAUACUUUUUAAAAGUUGUAGUACAGUUGAUUUACCAAUACUGUGUUAGUUUCAGGUGUACCGCAAAGUGAUUCAGUUGUAUGUAUGUAUAUAUGUGUGUGUAUAUAUAUUCUUUUUCAGGUUCUUUUCCAUUAUAAGUUAUUACAAGAUACUGAAUAUAAUUCCUUGUGCUAUUACAGUAGGUCCUCGUUGUUUGUCUAUUUUAUAUAUAGUCGUAUGUAUAUGUUAAUCCCCAAAUCCUAAUUUAUUCCUCCCCCUUUCCCCUUUGGUAACCAUAACUUUGUUUUCUAUAUCUGAGUCUUUCUGGUUUGUAAGUUCAUUUGUACCAUUUUUUAAGAUUCCACUUAUAAGUGAUAUAUUUUUACUUCACUUAAUAAUCUCUAGGUCCAUCCAUAUUGAUGCAGAUGGCAUUAUUUCAUUCUUUUUUUAUGGCUGAGUAAUAUUCUUGUGUGUGUGUGUGUGUGUGUGUGUGUGUGUGUAAAUGUGUGUAAGUAAACUGCAUUUUCUUUAUCCAGUAAUCUGAUGAUGGACAUUUAGAUUAUUUCCAUGUCUUGGUUAUUGUAAAUAGUGCUGCUAUGAACAUUGAGGUGCAUUUUAUCUUUUUGAAUUAGAGUUCCCUCUGGAUAUGUGCCCAAGAGUGGGAUUGCUGGAUCAUAUAGUAAGUCUAUUUUUCAUUUUUUAAGGAACCUCCAUACUGUUCUGCAUAGUGACUGUACCAGUUUACAUUCCCACCAACAGUAUAGGAGGGUUCCCUUUUCUCCACACCCUCUCCAGCGUUUAUUGUUAUUUGUAGACUUUUUGAUGAUGGCCAUUUUGACUGGUGUGAGGUGAUACCUCAUUGUAGUUUUGAUUUGCAUUUCUCUAACAAUUAGCGAUGUUGAGCAUCUUUUCACGUGCCAAUUCGUCCUCUGUAAGUCUUUGGAGAAAUGUCUGUUUAGGUCUUCUGCCCAUUUUUUGACUGUGUCAUCUGUUUUGUUUGUUUGUUAUUGAGUUGUAAGGGCUCUUUAUGUAUUCUAGAAAUGAAUCCCUUGUUGGUUGUAUGGUUUACAAAUAUUUUCUCCCAGAUUGUCUUUUUGUUUUGUUUAUGGUUUCCUUUGCUUUGCAAAAGCUUUUAAAUUUAAUUAGGUCCCAUUUGUUUUUGCUUUUGUUUCCAUUACUCUAGGAGAUGGAUCCAAAAAAGUAUUUCUGCGAUUUAUGUCAAAGAAUGUUCUGCCUGUUUUCCUCUAGGCGUUCUAUAGUACUUGGUUUUACAUUUAGGUCUUUAAUCCAUUUUGAGUUUACUUUUGUAUAUGGUGUUAGAGAAUGUUCUAAUUUAUUUCUUUUACAUGCAGCUCUCAUUUUCCCAGCACCACUCAUUGAAGAGACUGUCUUUUCUCCACUGUAUAUUCUUGCCUCCGUUGUUGUAGAUUAACUGACCGUAAGUGCGUGGGUUUAUUUCUGGGCUCUCUAUCCUGUUCCAUUAAUCUGUGUGUCUGUUUUUGUGCCAGUCCUGUACUGUUUUGGAAACUGUAGCUUUGUAGCAUGGUUUGAAAUCAGGAGGCAUGAUACCUCCAGCUCCAUUCUUCUUUCUCAAGGUUGUUUUGGCUGUUCAGGGUCUUUUGUGUUUCCAUACAAAAAUCUCAAAUUUUUGUUGUAGUUCUGUGAAAAAUGCCAUUGGUAAUUUGAUAUGGAUUGCGUUCAAUCUGUAGGUUGCCUUGGGUAGUAUGGUCAUUUUAACAGUGUUGAUUCUUUCAGUCCCAAGAACACAGUGUGUUUUUCCAUAAGUUUGUGUCAUCUUCAGUUUCUUUAUCAGCAUCUUACAGUUUUUGGUGUACGGGUCUUUUACCCCCUUAGGUAAGUUUAUUUCUAGGUAUUUUAUUGUUUUUGAUGUGAUGGUAAAUGGGAUUGUUUCCUUAAUUUCUCUGAUAGUUCAUUGUUAGUGUACAGAAAUAUAAUGGAUUUCUGUAUAUUAAUUUUGUAUCCUGCAACUUUAGUAAAUUCAGGAGCCUACAGGUUGUUGGGUGGGGCCAGGUCUUGGCACUAAUGAUGCAGUAUGUCAGCUGUGAGGAGUGUUCAUGCAAUUAAAUAUUCCCCCAUAUGUCUGCCACCAGUGCCUGUGUCCCCAUUUAAGCCACAGCUACCCCCACCCGCCACCCCUCCCAGAGAGUCUCCAAGACCAGCAGGUAGGUCUGGCCCACGCUCCUAUUAAAUUACUGCUUUUUCUUCGGGUCCUGAUGCGCAUGAGUUUUUGUGUGUGCCCCUGAAGAGUGAAGUCUGUUUCCUCCAGUCCUGUGGGACUUCUGCAAUAAAGCCUCACUGGCCUUCAAAGCCAGUACCUGGGGGCUCGUCUUCCUGGUUCUGGGUCCCAAGGCUGAGGGACCUGGCGUGGGGCUCAGAACUCUCACUGCUGUGGAAGAGCCUCUGCACUAUAAUUAUUCUCCAGUUUGUGGGUUGCCCACCCGGGUGUAUGGGAUUUGAUUAUAUCGUGAGUCUGCCCCUCCUACAGGUCUUGUGAUUCCUUCUUUAUGUCUUUAGUUGUAGAAAAUCUUUUCUCAUAGGUUCCAGUCUUGUUCAUUGAUGGCUGUGCAGAUAGUUAUGAUUUCGGUGUGCUUAUGAGAGGAGGUUAGCUCAGGGUCUUUCUACUCCACCACCUUCCAAACCUACUCGGUACUUUUAUUAAAUUUAUUCCUAAAGAUUUUAUUUUUGAUCCUAUGAGAAUAUAGUUAUUUUUGGUUCAUUGAUAUAGAAUAGAAAUACAGUUGGUUUUGGUAUAUUAAUCUUGUAUCUUACGACCUUGCUAAACUCAUUUACUAGUUUCAAUAGGUUUUUUAGUGGAUUCCUUAAGAUUGUAUGUAUACAAGAUUAUGUCAUCUGCAAAUAGUUUACUUCUGCCUCUCCAGUCUAGAUGCCUUUUGUUUCAUUCUCUUGUCACACUGCCCUGGCUAGACCCUCUAGUACACUGUUAAACAGAAGUGGCAAGAACGGACAUCCUGUCUUGUUCCUGUGAAUUUGCAAGGCCAUUUUAAAAAUAAAAAUGUUGGGACCAUAGGUGUAGUUUUACAGAUAGCAUGAUUAAAAUUUCUACAUGUUAACAGUUUAUGAUGUUACAGAGUACAUAUAAUGUUCUGAAGGCAGAUGUGAUCCUUGCAUUCAAAUCAAGCUUUGUCACCUGAAGUAAAUGUACAUUAGUCUUGGAGGUGUUCCGUUUGCAGGCUGUUCUGGCACUUUGCAUGUGUCACACCUGGCCUCGUGACAGUCGUGGAGUGUAGAUACGACCUUCAGUACUUCAGGUGAGGAAACUGACUCACAGUAAGUACAUUUCAUACUGCCAGUGUGAGUACCAGCGCUGGAAUUCAAAUCCAGAUCCAAUUUCAAAACCGGUGUUCUUCCUACUUUCAUGUUGCUUUUCAAGUUUAUAGAGAAACUUUCAGCCUUUGAAAAAUUAUGUAACCAUAAGUAUUGUGUACGGCUCAGUCCAGAACACACACACAAAACCUGUCUUUGUCUUUUUUUUUUUUGGCUUUUUAUAAUCACUGUUUAUUCCAUUUGGUAGAGGGUUUUUUUUUCCAUACAAAUAUUUGCAACAAUUUUGAAUUCCCCAAAACCAUACAUAGACGAUAAAUACCAUGCUAUUAAAGUAUUAAAUUUGUACAAAAAUACUUUACAGUUUAAUACUUGUUUGUUACAAAUAAAAAUACAUAUUUAAGUGACUCAUGACCUUUUUUAUCUUAACAUGAUUCUGCUUUAUACUUUCUUGCCCUGGCGGUUCUGAGAUAUGAUUGAAAUAAUAUAUUCCUUUGCACAAAAAAGAAAGGUGAACUUUUUCCUUAAACAAAGGACACAGUGUUCAAAUGCUUUUACCUAAGCGGUUGUUUGAAUUAUUAACCAAAAUAAAUGUUUGGAAAAUAAUUGUUUCAAUAUGGAGAUUCUACAGUCAAUAUACAGAUCUAUUUUUUAUAUUCACCAAAUAACAGUUAUUAGUGUAACUAUUCAAAAUAUCUGAACAAAUGAAAACAGUUGCUGACAAACAGUAAAAGCAACUGUCACAAUUUAUUGCUUUGAGGGAUGGUAAUAAUUGGCAAUGCAUUUUGUGAAAAAUGUAUUUACAAUUUCAGUAAGUGGCAUGGCUCAGAACAAAAGAUAGUCCAGUGUCAUUACUUUUAAGUACAUGUGCUGUACACCCGUCAGUGUAACCAGUUUUCCAAACAUGUCAAGCAGUAUGAGUUUGAUUUGCCUCCCAUUAAGAGAAACCUUAUGUUUAUAGACUCUUCAUUCUCUGUCAGAUUCUUAGUUUUCAAUUUUAAAAAUAAGAUAAUAUAACUAAUUCUGUGUUACUAAACACCCUAAUUCAUUAUCAGAUUUUUUUUUUAGCUAUGAAAAGUGUGUCCUUAAAAAAGAAAAACAGGUCACAAGACAUAUCCUGUUUGAUAAUUUGUUGCAUAGGGAAGUAGCAUACAUCUUAGUUAAAAUCAUUCCUAUACUUGGGCAAACAUUUACCACCACCUAUUAUGGUCUCCUACGUGCAUCGUUGCUGAAACAUGGUAAGAUAACUCAGUGUUAUGCCUGUUCCCCUCCCAUAGCAGCAGCCUCAGCAGUUCACCAGCCUAGAUCCCCUGGUAGAGCCAGCUUCAUGAACAGCCUUGUUGGUUAAGUUCUUACAUUGACUUCAUAGUAAGAAACUGAUUUCAAAGUGAUUUAAGGAAAUUACCAUAGAGAAUACUUUCAAAGAGACACUUCUCUUUUUAAAAAGGAACAGGAAGAUGAACUUGUAAAAAAAAAAAUUUCCUCCAAUGUUGUGGAGAGGGGUGACCUGCCUGUUUUUCUUGUUCUCUACCCCUUGGGCUUGGCAGGGAAUGGCCUGUCAUAGACCAUAGUGAUCACCAACAGAGAAACCGCUUCAACUUGAAAAGGGACGUGAACAUGAGCCAUGAGAGAUUUAAAAGACCCCUGUGCUUGCAGUUAAUGCUGUGUGAUUAUCUGUGCUUCAAACGUCACAGAAAUCUUAAAGGGAUUUUUUUUUAGCACCAUGUAGAUAGUCUUGUCCCGCUUUAUAAAAAGCGUUGCUAUAAUGUAUUAGUGGGCUCUCGUAUCUCCAAAUUACCACCAUGACUAGGCUGUUGGAAGAAAGCACUGUUCUGUUCCCCCCAUUCUCCUCCAGGCAGAGUCUGCUCUAUGGACUUCUGUGGAGCCAGUGGGUUCCUGCUGAUUACCAGGUCCAGCUUGUUACCGGAUUCUGCUAUGAGCGGCACAACGAGGCAGCAGUCGAAGUCUCUCGUUCGGACAUGAUUCACCUUAAAGUUGACAGUUUUGGCGACCACUAUGAAGGGACCCAGAGCAGACUUCUCUCCUUCACCUGAAUUCGACAAGGAUCCGGAGCCUCGGUACCAGCAGAGGCCUCUUGGGCCCACCUGACACCUCGGAGAGUCCAGAGGAAUUUGGAUUUAUCAAAAGAAUAAUAGUAAUUUGAUGUGAUAAAAUUCUUAAACGAAACACAAAUGAGAGACUGGAAGCUCUUAGGUCCCCAGUGGCUCUAUCAGAUAAUAGGAAGAUCAUCUCCUAACAGAUACAGGAAUCUCAAGUUAGAAAGAGCCCCUUCACUGGACUGGCCUAUAGAGGACUGCUCACCUUGAAACAAUGCUCAAAUGGAGAAGAAGCUACCAGACCAGGAUUAGAAGAAGACGACAUAUGAGGUAGACAGCUGACCCAAGACACCGGACCAGGCCUGUGUACCAAUUACUUUGAUAAUUGCUCAUACCUUUGCUUAUGAACUAAUCCAAUUGUUAGGUUUAUGGUCAGUUACCUAUAUCUAGCACUUCUGUGUUACCUUGGUGGGUUUCCCUACUCCAAGGCUCUAACUAGAUAGCCCUCAGGAAAUUAAUUCUGGAAAAAAAAAUUAUAGUUCUAUUUAGGCCGCUGUUGACAUUACAAGGUGAGAGCCCUCACCUGGCCAAUUACUAAUACCUGCUCUGAGGCUGGCCAUAAAUACAAACUUUCUUAUAAGGUCACUCAAGCUCAAUCAAGCCAACAGCAGAGUUUCAGCCAAAGAAUAUAACCUCCCUCAAUUACGGAAACGACUUACAUGGUUAACACCAGGUUAUGGACGUUUAAGUUUAAAGGCUCUCUUACGUUGGAAAAAAAUUAAACUAUACUGAAGAUAACCAGCCUAAUAACACUAGGAAAUUUGGCUGGGAGUCUCAUGAAUAAUGCCGGUAUAACGUCUUCCUUGAAGAUAAGGAUUGGUACAGAACAGACCUGGGGGUCAGAUGACCUGGGAAUACACUGAGCUGCACCUAAUGGAAGUUUUCAGCUUAAAUUACUUAUGACCUUACUAAUACUGCUAACUAUAUUUGAAUUUUGCCGGUUUUACAAAAUCGUUGCUUCUUGCAUUAUCAACAGUGUGACUGAGCCUCUGAUAAAAUAAUGACUAGGGAACUUGAAACAGUAGACCAGCUACAUACUUCUGUAUGAGACCAGUGAUUGUAAUGGUGCAACUCUAGAUAUGGGAAGAAGCAACAAGAGGGAAUAUUUUCCUGGAUCAGGAUACAUUAGUGAUGAGUAAUCAACAGGGCCUGAUCCCUGUUGCCACUCAUAAUUGUUACGUCAACAGAAUCUUUCUCCUGAUCUAGGAAUGAGUUUUCCUAGCACCAUAGGACAAAACUGGUCAUGAAAUGUCUCCCAAAAUUACUGGUCGAAUUUAGGACGAAGGGGGAGCACUGUAAACCAAAAAUACUGCAAACUCUUAGCAGUAAACAAAGAAUACUGAAACCAUCAAGCCAUCAGCGGCUGCCGCCACCCCCCAGUGAAGACAAUCCUGCAGCCCAGCCUCUGCAGCCACUCACAAUGGUGCCCUCUGAGGGGACUCAGAAUAAGAAAGGACAGGAUACAGGCCCUAGAUAGAUAGCUGCUUGUCAAAGGAAUGAGUUCAGUGAACCCAAAUGUUUGCUUCCUCCCAUACACAGAGAAAGAGCUAAAUUCUUUAAAUUGAGAUGCCUGGUUUUCUUUAGUUAACAACUAAUCUUUUAAUGUUCCACCUACCUGGUCUUUGUAGUAAAGCUCCUGUAUAUCCUGGCUCCUCCCCUGCCUCUUUGGAGCAGCCCCUCAGAGCGAUCUGGGAGGCUGUCAUCCCGGGCUCAAAGGGGUUCAAGUCCUCAGAAAUGUCCGCCGAAUAAAACAUAACUCUCAGCCUCCAGGUUGUGCAUUUAUUUCAGUCAACAGCUUAGUCAGGUGGACCUUAUAUAGACCUCUUUUGCUUAAUUAUGUUGUGGGCUAGAUACAUUUCAGUGGGGACUGCUUCCCCUGCUUGGUAUUAUAGGACUGGGCACAUAAAUCUGCCCCUCAAGAAAUAUGAAUUAAACGUACUAAAGAAAACUAAUAGGGUUACCUGAGCAGUACAAUAUAAAGUACAACUAAAAGCUAAUAUUCAGGGGCUAAUAAAAAUAAUGGAGAUUUACUCUAGGUUUAACUUGUAACCCAAGAAAGAGAGCCCUUGUUAAAUGCCUUAUGCAAGCCUUUGAAGACAUGAUAAAGUAAACACUAAUGUUUUAAAACCUGGAACUCUUUGUUUGGAAGUCUCACUGAUACAAAAAAGCAAAUUAAGGGGAUACAGUUGGACUUAGGUGACAGACCAGUUCUUUGGUGAACUAAAUGCAACUGUCUUUGUCUUACAAAUCAGAAAUGUAAAUACGACAUUGACCUGAGACUGAACCUAAUUAGAUCAACAGAGUAAAACUUAAGGCCAAGGAAAUUUUUGGCAUUUGGAGCUCAGAACUCUGAGGGUUCCUUCAGACUUUCUCAAGGACAAAUACAAACCUUCAAAGUCUUUUCCAUAAAUAGUAAGCCUUAGUGAUUUGAACAAGCAAAUUCAACUUAUUCCAACUAUUAUUUAUAAGCAAUAAAUUUAUAUUGUAAUACCUAACUCAUAACUAAGUUUUAAAGUGAAGCUAUGAGGUCUCUAGUUUUGUCUGUUUAUAAGUCUGUGUACACAUUAUAGGUAUAAGAUGUCUCUACUGCUAAAAAAAAAUCAAUUAAAUUUAUAAGAGAGUUCUAUUUAAUUGACUUAAAAGUAAGAGCUUACAAAUUAAAUAUUUCUAAAAUAAAAACUGGCCAAAUUGACUUUUAGGUUCACGUGAACUGGGAAAUAUUCAAUAUUAAGUUUAAUACCUGGUAUUAAGUUUAGAUUAAGUUUCUUGAUCUAAUUAGAGUCAUCAAUAUUAAGUAUAAUACCUUUACUGUACCUAGGUUUAAUGAAAGUCAAAUCUGCAGCAGAUAUAAUAACAGUAAUUUGGUAUGAUACAAUUCUUAUAAGUACAUUAAAUACAAAUGAGAUAAGAGCUUUUGGGCAAAUGCUUUAAUUAUAUUUUAGGAAGGUAUGCUUAAAAUAAUCUCUGCAAAUAUUUGGUAUCAUAAAAUUCUAGAGUUGUGCUAAAUUAAAUGAUGGGAGUUUAUUAAAUAACUAGGUCAUUCCCAAAUAAAGUAAGAUAUUAAAACAUUACUUACUAAACAUCGGCUUGCCUUUACAAAGAAGCUAAAGGUAUUUGGUCCUAUUGAUAAAUAUGUUUGGUGCCACCCUAAGAGAUUUUCUGUAAGGAAGCACAUGAUUUUAUAAAUUAUUUAUUGGCUACAGAACGCUAAGAAAGAAGACAAUUCGUAAUUGCUUAUAUCCUCGUUUUCACAGGAAAUCAAGGAUUUUAAGAGUUAAAUGUUCUAAUUUAGAUAUGUAAAGCUACUAUAAAAAAUUAAAUAUUUUGGCAUACAGUAGAAAACCUGUUUUCAACAAAAGAAGGUAUAAAAGAUAAGACUGCAUUUUGCUACUUAGAGUUGGUAGUUUCUAGAUGGGAGAAUUAAGCGAUAAAAUAAUAUGGAUACAGAAAGUGAUAGAGUUGAGAAGGAAUCCUAAAAGAGUUUUUUGUUAAAAACUGGUACGAGACUGGGUUUUAAUUCUAUAUGUUACGAACAGUUUCUUAGAGUGCUACUUUUGGUACCAGAUUGUGUGAGUGUGCUGCAAGUUAUUUCUGUCUCUAGAACCAUUGUCACUUCCGUAGAGUAGGCACUGUUUCACAGUGACCUAUGGUUUUCUCUGACCACGUGUUUUCAAGCUUUAACAAGCUUUCCCAAAUACCAAAUUCUAAGGUUCUUUUGGCCUCCAGCUAACUUUGGGGUGCUUCAGAGGGCCCCUGAAACAUCCCACAGAGAUCUUAAACUAGCUAGACAUAUUUGGUAUGUUAAGUUACUUAAAAAAAUUGUCAAGUAACUGGAGAUAAAACUUAGUCACUAAGUUAAAACCUUUUAGCUCCACAAUAUAACCUAAUACAGUUAUUUUAAAAUUUGUAUAAAAUUCCUAGGAAUCUAAUAAUCAGUAUCAGUCAUAAUGCUAAUUAUUAUCUUAAAAUGUUGUAUGUCAAAAAUAUCCAAGUUGCUUGUUAACUGCAGUAUAAUCAAAUCUUUAACCUUGACAUUUUAAGUCAUUAUAUAAACAUUUAUAUAAACAGUCAUUGUUUUACUCUGAUGCUUUUAUAAAAUGAAGAUCCUCAGGAAGAUUCAUAAACAAGGGACUUUUAAAAAAGUUCCUGAUAACUUUUAGAUCAUACCAGUGAGCUGGUAAAUUAUAAAACUCUAAUGGAAACCUGAUGACUUUAUCCAGAUAAACAAAUUAAUUACAUGGAACUAAGUGAACUGAUAAAUAUGAUUGAUAAGCUUAUGAUUUUUGAGAAACAUACUGGCCUUUAUUCUCCAGGAAAACCUUUACUCUUACUCAGUGACCUACAACAAGUUGGUGAAAUAUGCCUUUGUAAACAAGGAUGAAGCAUUCGUCUUUUUCUCUCCAAUCUCCAGCUGGCUCCCCUGUGGAUUUGAGGGUUACUGCAACCAGAUUACAACUAGUUAUACUGAUCAUUGUUGUAAUUUGUUCUUUGUUUCUGAAUUGUUAUGCUCUGUAUGAAUUUAUUAAUACUCCUAACUGUAUUACUUACUCUAUUUUAUAAGAUUGUCGUCUCUCACAUUUCCCAAUGUAUAACUAGGCCUCAGACAAGAUGGCCAAACAUCUUGGAAAAACAGAUCACAGUAUAACCCUGUAUAAAAUAAUUGUAAUUAGUGUGAUUCUAGGUAUGGGAUUGAGCAACAAGGGGAAACAUUUCCUGGAUCAUAACAGACUGGUGAGACAGGCGAUCCAGACAAUUUUUGAGUGUCAACAGGGCCUGGCCCAACAACUAGCACUUUGAGUGGCAUGUCACCACAGUCUCUGCCUGACCUAGGAAUGAACCUUCCUAGCGCCCAGGGGCAAAAUUGGUCACGAAAUGUCUCCCAAAAUAUUGGUCGAAUUUAGGGCCAAGGGGGAGCAACCCUAUCAGUAAACAAAGAAUGCUGAAACCAUCAAGUCCUCAGCGGCUGCCGCCACCCCCCAGGAAGACAAGCCUGCAGCCCGGCCUCUGCAGCCGCUCACAGUGGUGCCCUCUGAGGGGACUCAGAAUAAGAAAGGACAGAAUACUGGACCUGGAUAGCGAGGUGCUUGUCAAAGGAAUAAAUUCAAUGAACCCAAAUGUUUGCUUCCUCCCAGACAUGGAAAAGUGCUAAAUCUUUUAACUUGAGAUGCCUGGUUUUCUUUAGUUAACAAGUAAUCUUUUAACCUCCACUGACCUGGUCUUUGUUGUAAAGCUCCUGUAUAUCCUGGCUCCUCCCCUGCCUCUUCGCAGCAGUCCCUCAGAGCGAUCUGAGAGGCUGUCAUCCCGGGCUCGAAGCGGUUCCAGUCCUCAGAAAUGUUCACCGAAUAAAAUAACUCUCAACUUUUA
Molecule: messenger RNA, 21666 nt
Organism: Camelus dromedarius (Arabian camel)
Lineage: Eukaryota; Metazoa; Chordata; Mammalia; Artiodactyla; Camelidae
Gene: HELB
Product: DNA helicase B
Exons: 18
Coding region: 4772-8005 (1077 amino acids)
Biological process (GO): negative regulation of double-strand break repair via homologous recombination
Molecular function (GO): 5'-3' DNA helicase activity; single-stranded DNA helicase activity
Source: RefSeq, a predicted model, not a curated record